UUUUGAUAUAACGCUAUUGGUCGCUUUUAGUAUUUACUAUCGCGCGCUUUGUAGUAGUGAUAGUAAUAUUUGAUUAUGAUAGUAACUUACAACAAUCAAUGAUUUUGAUUUUAUUCGAAUCAUCUCUCUCCUUCAAAAGUGUUUGUAGAUUAAUCAGUAAUAGGUGACCGUUACUUUUAUCGUUACUUUUAAGGUGAAAUAUUGGACUUUUUUACAUCCUACUAGAUUCAUAUCAUCAACACUCAUCCUCAUUCAGAAUCAAAAGGAGAACAAAUGGAUACAGACGCUGAUGAUGAAUAUAAAAUCAGACACCGUUUUCCUGUAAUCGGUGUCGAGCCAGUAAUGUUCCUAUACAUGGCAGCUUUUAUGACAACAACUGUCGUGGAGGAACAAUUUUUUGUUUAUAAAGCAUGCUCCGUCAACUUGGGAUACCCAAAAAACAUUUGUCAUCAUAUUAAUGAGCAAAUUUAUAAAAAUUACAGCACUCAAGUCCAGAUUGAAGUUUCAAAGUUUCAUCAGUAUGAAAACAUUGCUUCUCAUGCGGUGCCUGUCAUUCUUGCCUUCAUUCUUGGAUCAUGGAGUGAUCGUGUUGGUCGCAAACUGCCAAUGCUUCUGGGCCUUAUGGGCUGCCUCGUAUACUCAUUCAUGAUUUUCAUCAAUGCUCUUUUUGAAACGUGGCCUGUUGAGAUGAUACUCUUCACCGCAAGUUUCCCUUCAGCUCUGACCGGCUCCCAUUUGACCGUGUUCAUGGCAUGCUUCACCUAUCUGUCCGACACGACAACCAGUGAGCAACGUACACUGAGGACAACUCUUCUUGAAGUAGCCUACCUCCUUCCUAUGCCGAUCGGAGUUGCCUUUGGUUCGUACUUAUUCAAUGGGCCACUGUAUCGUUCUUAUGGAGGAAUGUUUCUUGUGAAUUCGCUAUUCCUAUUUAUUGCAAUCGUUUAUACAUUCUUUGUUAUUCCAUGGAGGACACGAGACUCCCUUGAAGGAGAUUAUAAUGCAUGUACUAUUAAACAUUUUAGCAACACCCUCAAGACUUUAGUUACAAAACGAAAGGAAGGAAGAAGACUUUUGCUGAUUUUAUGCCUUAUUGGACUGGCUUUGUACACUUUACAAAGAGGUAUGUUAUGUUUUUGUUUUGUGGAUAGUAAUAAUAACUAUCUUUUCACACUUAUUUAUUUAUUCCUCCCUUUCUUGCCUUUCGGCUACACGAGAUUUUGCAGGAAUCGCAUAUCACAACACGUAUGUCAUUCCUGCUAUUAAACGGCGAGUACUUUAACGAUUUCGUUUUGUUUUUCAAACUCUUCUUUUUCCAACAUUUUCUUUUCACAAUAUCAGUCUGGUGACCUUCCAUUAGCAGGUCCUCUUCUUCCCAAAUAAUCUUUAAAAAAUCUUUGUAAUACGGGUGGUUCUGCUCCGCCAAUAACUGGGGAAAUUCAUCCUCUGUGAGGCCAUAGACACCAAUGUUUUUCAUCAUUCCGGCCCUUAGUCCAUCAAAGGCAUACUUAUUUACCUUUAGCUCAAUUUAAUAAAUAAUCACAUUUAGUUUUUGAUCACUAUUUAUUGAUAUACGUUUUGCGGAAUAUUUGUUCUCCUGUUCAUCUAAAAUAAUA
Nezara viridula (southern green stink bug) is the source of this 1616-nucleotide messenger RNA. NCBI's taxonomy places the organism in Eukaryota, Metazoa, Arthropoda, Insecta, Hemiptera, Pentatomidae. The record is from the annotation of a GenBank genome assembly.